Fusarium pseudograminearum CS3096 is the source of this 1776-nucleotide messenger RNA. RefSeq lists its product as uncharacterized. The transcript is spliced from 4 exons. The record is from RefSeq and is a predicted model, not a curated record. Gene Ontology annotation, molecular function: DNA binding; zinc ion binding; DNA-binding transcription factor activity, RNA polymerase II-specific. Bases 1 to 1776 code for a protein of 591 amino acids. NCBI's taxonomy places the organism in Eukaryota, Fungi, Ascomycota, Sordariomycetes, Hypocreales, Nectriaceae. Gene Ontology annotation, biological process: regulation of DNA-templated transcription; DNA-templated transcription.
AUGAGAUCGCAAGCAUGUGAGCCGUGUGCGAAGCGCAAAGUGAAAUGUGACAGGGCAGAACCUCCCUGCUCCAAUUGCAAGCGACGCAAGAAUGACACUUGCAUUUAUCCUGAGCUUUCCCCCUUUGAGAGGAUCAAAAAGCUUGAGGAUAUCGUCAGAUCCUUGGGUGGUGAUCCUGCGUCGGAGAAUGGUGAAAGUCCGCUGGAGAAUCGUCAAAGGCCAAAGGGUUCGGUCUCCACUGAUUCAAGUCAUGUUCAGACGCCAGUGAUGGUGCAGCAAGAGGGGAAGGCAGUUUAUCAUGAGUCAGAGGGAUGGCAGACCUGGAUUGACGUGAACAAAUUAUACCAAGGCACAAAGGCACCUUUUAAUCCCGCUGACCCUCGAGGAUCAGCGUUAUCGCCCGCUAAAUUCCUUCCGCAUGCUUUCAAUGGUUCGCCAUGGCGAGAUAAUAGCCUCGUCUCAGAGUCACUGUCUCUACAAAUGCCAACUCUAGAAGCCGUCAAGCUCUGGGACGUUUUCAUGGAACGUGUGGAGCCUGUGGUAAAGAUCAACUUCAAAUGGACUCUUGCUCAUCUAAAAGCUGCUAUAUCCGACGGAGAAAAAUGGGAUCGUCUUGAAGCUGGUGAAAGAGCUCUAAUUUUGUCUACAAGGCUGUUCGCGGCAAAAGCCAACAUCGACGCCCUGACAUCUCGCAGUCUCUGGACGUUGAUGGGCCUCGUAUCACGUUCCGCAGAGCAACUCGGCAUCCAUCGCGACGGCACAGUCCUCGGUCUUUCACCCAUCGAAACAGAAGAACGACGAAGAAUCUGGUGGCAACUCCAACAUCUGGAUCUAAUCCUAUCUCUCAAAAACGGUGUCACACCUUUAUCAUUCGGAACAGCGUGGGACGUAAAACUUCCUCUCAACAUUGAAGACGAAGAUCUAGACCCCAACUCAAAAGACCCGCCCAAACAACGAACGGGUCUUACAGGGUUUGCGUACACCUGUUUUACCUACUAUUUGUUAGAUGCACAGCGUGGUUUUCGCAUCACGCAGGCUAGACAGGCAACAGCGGGCGAGGGGUCCUUGCUGGGUUGUUUAGCCGAUUCCAUGAUCGAUGGUCUGGAAAAGGGGCUCAACGAAAACUUUCUACAGUACUGCGAUCCGAUAAACCCCCUGCAUACACUCCUGCAGAUCUCUGCGCGGGCGGUUGUUAAUAUUCUACGUCUGCGAAAGUAUCAUGAAGCAAAAAUGCGAUCUAACAGUGCAGACGAUAAAUGUCACAUUGAACAUUUCAACCUGUGUAUGCAGGCAAUGAGAUACCAAGCUGUAUCGUAUGCGAAUCCUCUCUUACAAAAGUUUCGCUGGCUUGCUGAGACUUCGUUUGUAUGGUAUGCUCUCAUUGGUAUUCUAGUAGACAUGACACUCUUAUCAGACGUCACAACAAUCCAAUCAGCCUGGUCACUACUAGAAGACCUGUAUACCUCUGCACAUCAUUUGACGGACAUGUCAGAAGACAGAAGAGUUUCACACGCCGCCAAGUCCGUUAUCGCGACGUGGAAUGAGUGUCGACAAAAGCCUGGUUUUGAAUACAUGGAGAAGCCGACGUUUGUGUCAGAGUUGGAGGAGCUUCUGGCACAGGAUGAAAGGAAUAUAGCUGGUGACGCAGGUAGAAAGGAUAAUCAGUUGGAUACGGUGAUGGACUUUGGGCAAGGAAGGACUGGGGAGGAUGACUUGCAACCAUUUGGGUUUGAGUUUGCAGAUAUUGAUUGGGCUUUUUGGGAUAGCAUUAGUUAG